Molecule: messenger RNA, 5815 nt
Organism: Salmo salar (Atlantic salmon)
Lineage: Eukaryota; Metazoa; Chordata; Actinopteri; Salmoniformes; Salmonidae
Source: RefSeq, a predicted model, not a curated record
UUAAAUACUCACGAACGAACAAUAGAAAUCACAUCUGGGUCACAUGUGGGAAACACCGGGUGGAAUUUGUCUCCUCGAAUAGCCUUUUUAAACCUCCCACCACCUCCAUGUAGCUUGAUCUACUAUGGUCAGAAACUAGCUAACGGCAAACAACAAUGUCUAUGUCCCACCGUAGCUAGUGUUUUGCACGGCGGUGCUGCUUACAGACAGAAGUUCAGAACUAGGUCGUUCUUGCUCAUUGCCGGAGGUUACAAGUCACAGGUGUCUGACCCAUUGUAACGUUAGGCCCGACAGACUACAUGUUCCAAAUUCAAAGCAGAAGCAUGCCAUAGCCCCACCAGUGUUUGUGUUCCAGAAAGAUAAAGCUCAGAAGAGAUCAGUAGAAGGGUCCAGUGCAGAGGAUGGAGAAGACUCUGAUAAAGAUGAGAGUAGUUACUGUCCCCCGGCCAAGAGGGAAAGGACAUCGUCACUAACACAGUUCCCACCCGCACAUUCAGUUUCUAAGAACAAUGUGUUCAUGCCAUCCAGUUUCUGUCAGUCCCCGACAGGAAAUAAUCAUUCGGAUUCAGAACCUGAGGAGAAGACGGUUGGUUUUCGCCUGAAGCCUCCCACCCUGAUCCAUGGACAGGCUCCUAGUGCAGGUGUCCCGAGCCAGAAACCCAAGGAGCAGCAGCGCAGUGUACUACGACCCGCAGUACUGCAGGCCCCACUGGCCACCAAAUCACUAACCCAGACCGGGUUGAACAGUGGUACAAAUGGAGUGAACAGGUCAUCAGAGGGUCUGCCAGUCACCCAGAAUAACACAGAGAACUGUGAUGACACGACCACGUCACAGGUUGAGCAAAGAAGUGAACAGGAAGUCUCUACAUCAGCAGAAUCAGGGGAAACCAAUUAUUUCCUACAAUACAGAAGCACUCCCAGCUUACAGAAGGCUGAGAACAAGGCUGACGACAGGGAUAAGUUUGUGUUUGGACAGAACAUGUCAGAUCGUGUCCUGAGUCCGUUGAAAUGUGAGCAAGCAGCCGAGGGCAGCAGAGAUCCCCCCACCGCCCCGCCCUGUGAGCUCCUGUCAAAAGACAGCAGCCCUGAUAAAGAUAACAAUGUGACAGAGUCUUUGGAGGAGUCGGCGGCGGCCUACACCAAAGCCACAGCCAAGAGGUGUUUGUUAGAGAAAGUAGAGGUCAGAACUGGAGAGGAGUCGGAGAGUAACGUUCUUCAGGUCCAGUGCAAGUUAUUUGUGUUUGACAAAGCUUCCCAGUCUUGGGUUGAGAGAGGCAGAGGACUGCUAAGGCUCAAUGAUAUGGCUUCCACAGAGGAGGGAUCGUUACAGUCCAGGCUGGUGAUGAGGACCCAGGGCAGUUUGCGUCUGAUCCUCAACACCAAACUGUGGCCUCAAAUGCAGACGGACAAGGCCAGUGAGAAGAGCGUCCGCAUCACAGCCAUGGACACUGAGGACCAGGGGGUCAAGGUCUUCCUCAUAUCGGCAAGCUCUAAGGACACAGGGCAGCUGUACGCAGCGCUGCACCAUCGUAUUCUGGCCCUGCGGAGCCGCUCUGACCAAGAGCCAGAGCCCAGGGUCCCCAUCCCAGAUGGCCACAUCCCUCAUCCCCAGUCUAACGGGGAGGAUAGUGAUGAGGACGAACCGCUCACACCCACUGCCAACACCACAGAGGGUCCAGAGGCCCAGUCCUGCGGGACUGGCAGUGGGAGUGGGUCCUCAUAGCACCUGCCCCCCUUCAUCGGCUCACGCACUGCAGUCAGGACCACCUUACAGACCCCUCCGUGGACACCUCAGGCCAGCAUCUCCCCAGUGGUCUGAGGUCACAGUGGAGCGCCAGGAAGGAUCCUGUGUAGGUGUUACUAAGUUAACUCUGCAGUUCACACUCUGGAUUCACAGUCUAUCCGGGAUGGAUGGUCUUUUUUUGUUUAGUUUUUCUUUUUUUCUUUUUUUACUUCUAGAACUGGAUUUUGGGGGGAGUGGGGGGUGUUGUGAAUUGGAUGCUCAUCAUAUUGAUGAGUGAGAGGGAACGAGAAAGCAGUUUUCUUCUCUAGCUGAUAUAAGUACAUUCUAAAUAGUUUGCUGUUAAAAGUGUGACUUCUUUAGCCACCUUGCAAGAGAACAGACCUCAGGCACUUCAGUGGGGCUUGUAUUUUGUUCAGCGAGGUAAAGAUUGAGUUGCUUAGCAAAUAUUUGUUUAUAAAGUCUUUUUUUUAUUUCACUGAGUUUUGUCAUUGAAGAGUGUCUGAACUCUUACUUCAAGUUGUAUUUUUCUAAGGCAAAAUGCUUGCACACGCUCUAGCUAGGAGUAGUCCGUCAAUACCUCCUCUGGCCACUGUUAGUUUUUAGUCUGUAGUCCACAUUGUCAUUAAUUUUUUUUACCACAAAUCGGUUGAAUUUAGAAUACCUUGUGCAAACACCUGUUUGAUGUUCGUAGCCAUAAAAUAUUUAAUUUAAUAGUGGAAUUUACCUGUGUUCAUGAUUAUUAUUAUUACUGGUACAUUACGUUUUUAUUGAUAGUUAAUAUUAUCCACUUUGUUUUUGAAAUUCAUGUGAAAAUUAACUAAUUCUGUAAAUAAGAAAGCUUGUUGGAUUUGAUCAUUUUACAACAGGUUUGCACCAUGACCCCAAAGUUUACCCCGAAUAUAGCCAUUAGAUUUGUUUGUUUCAAAAAUAUAAACAUUUUUUAGAUAGAUCAGAAAAAUAUACAUGUUACAAUUAUGUAACUAGUUUGCUUUAAAUAAGUUCCAAUCACAAGGCUUUGUUUAUAACAACCACGAUCUCAGAGUCAUGUAAGACCAUUGGAACAAAAGAAAAUCCCUAUUUUUUUCAUGCGAUCAGAAAGGCCAAUAUAAUAACUUUUAGGUUAGGGUGUUGGCAUUUGGUGUAUCUAGCAUGUCAUUAUUUUCAUCUGUCCUAAAUUUGUUUGACAUCAAAACCCUACAAAAUGCACAUAUACUCUCAGAACAGCGAAUGCUGCCAUUUUAUUCAAAGAGCUAUAGACAUUGGAACAGGUGGUACUACGCACACAGGGUACAGUAUUUUUCACCAAUAGUCUGGUGCUGAGCCCUCAAUUUAUUCCUUUGUUAAAUAUAUGGCUCUGGUUUGGUGUAUUUAAAACAAACAGACCCCUUAAAGAGAAGUAGAUGACUAAUGUAAUAUUUUCUUCAGUGAAGUGUAGUUCCUUUUGUUUUAAGCCUUUUUCUUCCUCAUCGGUGGAAUGAGUAAUAUUUCUAAGUUGUAUUAUAGCGUUCUGCUUUUUCAUCUACUACAAGCCUUUGAUGUGAAAAAUGUAUUUUAACUAAAAAAAGUAUACUAAGAAAAGUAAAAAAAAAAAAACAGGCAAGUAGACAUAUUAUUGGUUAAAAUGUAUAAAUCCUGUAAUGUAUAUUAUUGAAUAAGCAGCCUUUUAAAGGAAUAAUCCACUCAAACUUUAUUUGGGUAAUUGUCAUUUCACUGUUGAUAAUGAAACAAAUUCCAAAAUAUAGUUUUUGAGUGGAUUACUCCUUUUAAGUGUAAAAAAGGACAACUCCUUAUUUAGUACUCUUCUUCACCGCAGUCUAUAGAAACCUCACCGUGUAAUGUGCUCCGUAAAAUUGUGUUCUCUCCAUUUUUCACAUUCUGCUUGUGUAGCUACAAACAGGACUAUUCCUAAUGGCCCAGUUUUAAAAAAGUUAUCUGGGUUUCGCCUAUCAGAUAAGAAUAGAAUAGAAUGAAUAGAACGGAAGUCCCCAUUCAAGUCAAUGUUUUGUCCAUUCUAUUCAUUCUAUUUCUAUGCAUUUAAUCCUAUCCGAUAGGUAAAAUCUAGAUAACUUAAAAAGAAACUGGGCCCUGGACAUGAAUGUAUGGCAACUUGUCUCUAUAUAAAGGGCCAGGGGCCGACGUUCUUCAGCACUUUUCCUUCUCUGUGAUAUUUCUCCCAUCAAUAUGAAUUGUUUUAAUGUUCGUAAAUGCACAUGAACUGGGGCUGUCCAUUGAUUAAUUGGCAAAGGUGGUUGAUAAUGAAGUGUUGAAUGUUGUUUACAUUGGGGUCAUUGGUUAUUUGUUGGGGAGUGACUGUAAGACAGAUAUACACUUUUGUUCAUGUUCUAUUUUUGUUGCUGAAAUGUCUGUCAUGUCUGCUAUAGUUCCCUUAAAACAUCUACCUGUUUUUUUUGCUUUUUUUUAGUUAUGCCUAGCUGUCGUUGUUCCAUAACCUGGUGCUAUUUUGUUGCAUUUCCUAUCACUAUACAAGUCAAUGUUGAUAUUCUGUUAGAUCGAGAUCAAAACAGUACAUCUUUGAAUGGAAGUCGAGUGAAGAGGAUGUUAUGAAACCUAGUUGACAUGGACGCGCUAUUGUACAAGGGCACCUGUCUCAUACUGUAUCUGUGACUGGAAUAUGUUUUCAUAGGAACAUGUCGUCUGCGCUGGCCUUUUAACAUGCCAUUAACUUCAAUAUAUUAGGUGAUAGUUUACAGUAGUGGCAUUGCUGCUUGUUGUGAUUGAUCCAAUACAACACAAGUGUGUUCAUAGAGUAGGUAUGCCAGAGAUACGCAAGGGAUCGGGAGUGUUGCAUUAAUAGACGUUGGAAUGGUCCGAAAAAGAAGAUUAAUUUCAAAUAGGCCCACUUAUGAGGGAAAGGCUUGCUUACCACCUAUCCUCUCUUUCCAAUGGAGACAUCUAGAGAGGGACCAAACCUAUCAGGAUAAAGAUGCUUGUCAUUGAGGAGCACUAGAAUAGCUACAUGUCUCCUUUCAACAAUGCCCACCUUAACCAGUCAUUUUGAUAUCAAUCGCCCAAUAUGUGUGAAAUAAGUGCGAAGAUGGGCUACAGAGUCAUAGCAAAUCUCCAUUCAGGCAACACACAGGAGGAGAUACUGUACUGUACCAUUCACCCCUGUUGAUGUGUGUAUCACAGAAAGGCUACUUUGAAUCUCCUCCUGUCUGAGAUCUUGUACGGCUGUCAGAGCAUCUACUAGCUGUAGUAUAUUAUUUACCGAUCUCUAAUGCGUAAACUCGAUGGAACGCCUCUUUCUAAUAACCCUAGUAGAGUGCUGUCAAAUGUCGUUGACAAAUUUGAGUCUUUUGGUCUAGGUUUUUCUUCAUUUUUUUCCCUUUAAAGGUUUUGAGGAUAUUAAAGAAGGCAGUAAAUAUCCCCCUCCCCUCCACCACCCUAUAGAUGUAUAAGAGUUCAGGGACCAUGAUGUGACUAUGCUUAGAUUGCUGAGGGAUUGAGCUGUAAACAUUGGGCUGGAGAACCACAGCAUUGCAGUGAGUCAUUCUAGCGGUCUGGGCCUACUCAAGGGAGGCAAGGGAGCGUGUGGCAUGGAUUUCUGUUUAUAACGCUGCUGUCUGUCAGCAAACCAUAGAGGUCUGUCCAUCCGUCCAAACAAACCACAGGGAUACUUGGAGAUCUGGGUCAGGACUCUCUUCCCCCAGUCCUAGGGAUGGGCAUCUUGGGACCUGGAGCGCUGCAGGGAGUGCAGGCUUUAGUGCCGUUUAGUUAAUUCGCUCAUAAUGGUUUACAAUAAAAUAGAAGAUUAGAAUAAGCCCUGAAGGCUGGUGAAACAAAGGCCUGCACAGCUCUCCAUGAACAGAGUUGCCCACCCCUGUCUCAGUCCCUUCACCUGAAAUUCAUUGUUGAGCCUACUGUUUUGACAGGUGAAACAAUCAUGUUAUUUUUUUGCUUUGAGCUUUAGUAUAAAAUGACUACAAAAAAAGGCAAAAACAUAAACAAAAAAACUAAUAUAAAAAAAAUCACUUGUGUUAUAAAAAAAUGUUUAUGUAAAAUUGUCAUAUCAAAUGUAUUUCAAAAUUACAUUAAAACUUUUAACAGAAA